This is a messenger RNA of Ilyonectria robusta, 1773 nucleotides long. RefSeq lists its product as uncharacterized. The record is from RefSeq and is a predicted model, not a curated record. Bases 1 to 1773 code for a protein of 590 amino acids. Lineage: Eukaryota; Fungi; Ascomycota; Sordariomycetes; Hypocreales; Nectriaceae. The transcript is spliced from 6 exons.
AUGGAUACCCGAACCACAUUCGUCCCCAAGUUGAACCAGUUGGCAGCCCAGCUGGCAGGCGCUCACACUGGUCAUCCACUUCCGUCAAGCAAUGACGUGCCAAAAUAUGAAGUUGUUGAGCAACCUCUAGGAACUACGCGCCAUCUUCGAAUUAUCGGCAUCGGAGCCGGCAUGAGCGGCAUGAACAUGAUCCGGACACUGCGACUUCAUCUUACUGACUAUGAGCACAUCGUUUAUGAGAAGAACCCUGUUAUCGGCGGGACAUGGUACGAAAAUCGCUACCCAGGGUGUAAAUGCGAUGUUCCAUCUCACAACUAUCAAUUUUCCUGGCGGCCAAACCCUGAGUGGUCAAGUUUCUUCUCCCCAGCUACAGAGAUUCAAGACUACCUUUGUCGCGUUUGUGAGGAAGAGAACAUGCAUGGCUUGAUCAAGACUCAGCAUCAGGUUGAAGGGGCGCAGUGGGACGAAAACGACGGCGUCUGGCGUCUGCAGAUCCGUAACUUGCAGUCGGACACUCUUUUCAACGACCAUUGUCACUUCCUCCUUGAUUCGUGUGGGAUUUUGAACAAUUGGAAGUGGCCUGAAAUCCCUGGCCUGCACGACUUCCAGGGCGACCUGGUUCACAGCGCAAACUGGCCCGAAAAGUUUGACGAUGCUGGCAAGACAGUCGCACUUAUUGGCAAUGGUUCCUCUGGCGUGCAAAUUCUCCCAGAGAUUCAGAAGAAUGCCAAGCAUUUGGUGCAUUUUGUCCGUGAACCAACUUGGAUUGUGCCCUCGAGACUUCAGUUAAUAGCCCAAAGCCGAGGAAGUAUCCUGGAGGGGGUCGAGAUAAAUGAGGACGAAGGGUUCUCCAAGGCCCAGAUUGAACGCUUCAAGUCGGACCCUGUCUUCUACAGGAAAUUUAUCAAGGCCAUUGAAGAAGUCGUAAACGGGAACUUUCCCCUUACCCUAAAGGACACGGAUUUCGCUGCAUUCAUGCAGGAGAGAGUGAAGGAAUACAUGACUGAUGCAUUGCAAGGGGACAAGCGCCUUUGUGAUGCGAUGAUCCCUGAUUUCCCUCUGGGAUGCCGCCGACUUACACCAGGCGUGGGGUACCUGGAAGCUCUCAAAGCCCCCAACGUGACGGUUGUAACGGACCCGAUAACCAGAGUGGUGCCGCAGGGCCUGGAGACUUCAACGGGAGAGCUUAUUAAAGUGGAUGCUAUCGUCUGCGCAACCGGCUUUAAUGUCUCGUUUUGCCCGCGAUUCCCGAUUCUUGGCCGCAAAGGCAACCUCCAAGACAAGUGGACCAGGGAGAUGCCGAAAUCAUACAUGUCGUGUGCAGUCCCAGGGUUUCCAAACUACUUCACGUUCCUUGGACCCAAUGCGCCCAUCGGGCAUGGCAGUGUUUUCACUAUCGCAGAACACAUUGCCAAGUAUAUGACCAAGAUCAUUAAGAAAUGCCAGACCGAGGGUAUCAAGGCCAUCUCGCCCAGUCAGUCUGCUGUUGAUGAGCUAUCUGAGCACACGCAAAUUUUCAUGCCGCGAACAGCCUGGACUGGAAACUGUAUCUCAUGGUUUAAAAACGGGACUGUUGAUGGCCCGGUCACAGCUCUUCACCCCGGUAGCCGCAUUCACUUUUUCCACAUGAUGGAAAACUUCAGGGGUGAGGAUUGGGAAUACACUUAUAUGCGGAAGGGUAACCGGUUCCUUUAUCUCGGAAACGGCUUUUCGACCAGGGAGGAGGAAGGCGAGGAUUCGACAUGGUACUUGGAUGAACCAGACAAGCUGUGA